Neocloeon triangulifer is the source of this 1251-nucleotide messenger RNA. RefSeq names its product low affinity immunoglobulin epsilon Fc receptor-like. The coding region runs from base 81 to 1004 and encodes 307 amino acids. NCBI's taxonomy places the organism in Eukaryota, Metazoa, Arthropoda, Insecta, Ephemeroptera, Baetidae. Gene Ontology annotation, molecular function: carbohydrate binding. Gene Ontology annotation, cellular component: external side of plasma membrane. Gene Ontology annotation, biological process: biological process involved in interspecies interaction between organisms. The transcript has 7 exons. The record is from RefSeq and is a predicted model, not a curated record.
UAUGCAGUCCUUCAAUUUUAUGGUUGCAAAUUGAGGCGUGAAUUCACCUGCCGACAAGAAAUUUCUCAAAUCCUUCAAAGAUGUGGAGCUGCGCAGUUGUGUUCGUCCUUUUCUUUGCAAAAUCGUUGGCACAGACAGAUUUUCCUAGUAGGUGCGAUGAGUUGAGUGAUAAGUUGGACUCCUGCUUGAAUAACAAUGAGCUGAUUCUGAAAGUUUUUAAUGAGACGGCCAAGCAACUGCAAAAGCAGUGCGACGAGAGCAAGGAGAUGGCGGAAAAGCAAGCGGAAAAGCAGGAAAUGGAAAAGAAAAAAUUGCAGAUGGAAAAUGACAAGCUGAAAGUUGAGAACGAAGUGAUGAAGGCGCAAAUGAUGCAGUGCGAAAAAGAAAAGGAAAUUGAAAAGGCUGAACGUCAGAAGUGCGAAAAGGAUAAAUUCGAGUGCCAGUUGUCAAAACUGACCGGAACUACAAGUCCUCCUCCUGUAAUACCGCCAAAUCCUGUCGCUGCAGAGGACUUUUCUGAUGUGGUCCAGGAGCUGCGCAAGUGCGAAAAAAAGGUUGCCGAUUUACUCACUGAAAGGCUGAAAUAUAAUUUGACCAAUCCAAUCAUUAAUGGUCUGCAGUUAAUGAACCUUACAUCUGGAACUUAUUAUUACGAUAAACAACAACGCUACUCCUGGAAAGAGGCGCAAGCACUGUGCAAAUCGCUCGGCCUAGAACUCGCGUCUUUUGAAACCAAAAACAAACUUUCGUCGUUUUGGAACGCCGCUUCCUCCACUGUAUGGGGCCCUUGGACUUCGGGCAGCUAUUAUGGUCAUCAGCCCGGCGAAUUUCACUGGGCCAAUGGGCAGAAAAUCAGCCCCAGCAUGUGGAGACUUGGGCAGCCGGACGAGUUUGGUUUUGGAAAAGACAGCUGCGUUUACGUGUACGACGGGGCCCUUUAUGAUGAGCCGUGCACUGAUAAAAAUCAUGUCAUAUGCGAGCAACCCUUUUACCACAUUGGCUGAAUUUCUAGCUAUAUUAGCCCAAAUUUAUAAGUUUUAAAUAAUAUGAUGAUUAUAUUUCAUGCACACGUGAAAUAAUUAGUGGCCGUGCAAUAUAUUUAAUUCUGUACGCGUUUUGAAAUAAAUUUAGCCAUUAAUUUUUGUAUCCGCUAGUGUUUUAAAUAAAAAAAAUUGUCUAAGAAAAAAAUUAUCAAAAAGCAUUAAAUUUUCAAUAAAUAUCUUUGUUUGCUUCAAUUUGCUUAAAAAUGAA